AUACAUAUAACAAAUAUACGACCUCUAAGCAUCAUCAACAAUUUUCACUUCUACGAGCAAAGUAUCUACGGACUUGAAUUCCAUCAGCGUGGUUGAGACCUCGCUUACCUACUUGAUUGGAGCAAGCGGGGCAAGCUAAUCAACGAGGUCGAGAUUGUUUACUUCCUUUCUGGCGCGCAAAGACAGGAACCACUCACUCUCGCGAAUCUCCCGAAAGACAAAUUGAUCGCGUUGUCUCUGCGGCAUCCCACACCUCACAGUACGCGAUCUUGAUCCUAGACUACACCAAGCACUAACUUUCACAACAAUACUGCUCCUCAAAUUUGCCCGGGUCGCUGCUUCACACCAAGGUUCUGCUUCUUGACAGCCUCAUACCAAUCUGAUCUAUAACUACUUCAGUACUAACUGUUUAAUACCCAAAGAAUAGGUCAGACGCUGCGCCACUUUCCAUUCACUUCCUCUAUUCAGUCAUGGCUUUCCUUAUGGACUUCGAUGCUUGCAGCUCCCCGUUCGAGAAAGACGAAGAUGACAACCACAGUUGCAGCAUGUCCAUCUCCUCUGAUGAGGAAGAAUGCUGUUCCCGGACGGUUGUCGAAGAUCAUACCAAGCCUCCCAUCCAACCUUCUACUGAGGCUCACGCGCAAUAUUCCUUGAAUGGGCAUCAUAGCUGCUCCUUCUUCUCUCCUACUGCAGAUCUUGCCGGAAAUAACUCGCUCAACGCGACCUUAUAUCCCGAGAACACCAGCAGCAUAGAUAAAUCCGAGUUCAGGUCAUAUAACACCACAGAGCACUAUCAAACCCGCUGGACCUACACUUGCAACCACAUGCUCAUCCACGACGACGAAGACCCCCUCUACCCCAUCCGUUUCGGCCCCCGCCAACUCCACAAGACAUUCUCAGAGCUCUGUCCGAUGUGCAAAGAGCUAGCAGCAUCUGUCGAGAAUAACAACAACAAGAAAAGGAAGAAGAGAAAAAUUCUCAAAGAUAACGAUCCUCCUCCAAUCCACGGCACCUCCAAAGCCGACAUUCUCGCAGAAAGCACCACCCGUGCUGACGCCCUCAGACUUGCUGUUCUUGCUGCACAGAGAGAUGAAGUCCUGAAAUACGCGCAGUUCCUCGAUGCAGAUACUGAGGGUUCAAAGAAAGCUUGGGGGUGGUAUGAUAGGUGUAACAAAGAGUGGGCGGCGAAGGUGUGGGAGGUUGAGAAGCGCAGUGCUGGGAUAUACACUUCCAGUAUUCCGUCGAUUCCCUUUCCUUACGGAACUCUGGAAGAGAACUUUACGUUCGUCCGAGAUAAAGCGUAUCUCCUCUUGCAAGCUAGCUCUACUUUACUUGAGAGCGAAGACAUUGAAGCUGCAAAUGUUAGUGAGGGAGCUUUGGAUCCUGGAAUGAACGGGGAGAUUUUUACAAGGCAUCGUUUCUUUCGUGAUUUGUGGAGAGAGCUGGAAGAUAUGAGCACGGGUGGGGUGGCUGGGUGUAGUGGAAUGCAAGUGGAGGGUUUGAUGGAGAAGAAUCUGAUGGAUGUUUGGAGGAGGUUUGUUAGGUUUAUGGAUGAGGGCUAAAGGGGUGUGAAAGAGCUGGAGAGUGAUAGGUGGUGAGAUUAUGUUGGUAAAAUAGAAAAGAGGUUGUUUAUACUUGGUGGGAGGGAUGGAUCUGAGUAGAUGAACGUGAUAUUACCUUGGGUCGUUAGAUUGCAGAUACCUGGCGAGCUUGGCAGGACAAGAGACACCUACAUUAAUACAAUGAUGAGCUUUAGGU
Messenger RNA from Cadophora gregata, 1758 nucleotides. RefSeq lists its product as uncharacterized. The transcript has a single exon. The record is from RefSeq and is a predicted model, not a curated record. NCBI's taxonomy places the organism in Eukaryota, Fungi, Ascomycota, Leotiomycetes, Helotiales, Ploettnerulaceae. The coding region runs from base 471 to 1562 and encodes 363 amino acids.